AUGAGAGCUUGGUCUUUCCCCUGUGCCCUCCUGGCAGUUCACAUUGGCUUCAGCUCGGCCGCCUUGGUGGAUGUGGUCUAUAACACCAAUAAUGCCUUCGCCGCGAAGUUGCAAGACGGCACCGUGGCGACUUGGGGUGAUAGUGCCAGAGGCGGAGAUUCCAGCAGCGUGAGCGACCAGUUGACCAAUGUGGAGGUGAUUGUCGGCAAUUUGGAAGCCUUCGCCGCAAAAAAGCAGGACGGCACGGUGGUGGCCUGGGGAGAUAGCAGGAAGGGUGGAGACUCCAGCAGUGUGAGUGGUCAGUUGACGAACGUGGAGGUGAUCUACGCCGCCAGAAAUGCCUUCGCCGCGAAGAAGACGGACGGCACUGUGGUUACUUGGGGUCUUAGUGGCUAUGGUGGAGACUCCAGUAGCGUGAGUGCCCAGUUGACGAAUGUGGAGGUGGUCUACGCCACGAGUGGAGCCUUCGCCGCGAAGAGGACGGACGGCUCCGUGGUUACUUGGGGUCUUCAUGCCUUAGGUGGAGACUCCAGCAGCGUGAGUGCCCAGUUGACGAAUGUGGAGGUGGUCUUUGUCAACAGCGGAGCCUUCGCCGCGAAGAAGGCGGACGGCACGGUGGUUACUUGGGGUGAUGCGCAGGGUGGUGGAUGGUACUCCGCCAGCGUGAGUGCCCAGUUGACGGAUGUGGAGGUGAUCUAUGGCAACAGUGAAGCCUUCGCCGCGAAGAAGGCGGACGGCACAGUGGUUACUUGGGGUGCUGCAGCGAUGGGCGGAGACUCCAGUGGGGUGAGCGGCCAAUUGACGAAUGUGGAGGUUAUCUACGCCACAAGUGAGGCCUUCGCCGCGAAGAAGGCGGAUGGCACGGUGGUUACUUGGGGUGAUAGUUGUUGCGGUGGAGACUCCAGCAGUGUGAGUGGUCAGUUGACGAACGUGGUGGAUAUCUAUGCCAACGAGCGCGCCUUCGCCGCGAAGAAGGCGGACGGCACCGUGGUGACCUGGGGGAGUGCUCCAUAUGGUGGAGACUCCACCAGCGUGAGUGCCCAGUUGACCAACGUGGAAGUGAUCUACACCGCCACAUAUCCCUUCGAAGCAACUGGAGCGGCGUUCGCUGCCAAAAAGCUGGACGGCACCGUGGUGACAUGGGGGAGUGCUAGUGCGGGCGGAGACUCCAGCGGGGUGAGUGACCAGUUGACCAACGUGGAGGUAAUUGUCGGCAAUGGCGGCUUCGGUGGCGGAGCCUUCGUUGCGAAGAAGCAAGACGGCAGUGUGGUGGCAUGGGGUGCGGCCCAUUAUGGCGGAGAUACCGGCACCUUGUUCGAGGUCCCAACGACCACUACGACCACUACGACCACAACGACCACUACGACCUCGAUUUACUCGACAUCGGAUGUUUCGUUGACGACCGCGACCACAACAACCUCGACCACCGAUGCGUUGUUGUCGACGACCACAGCUUCCACGACGGCCGGUGCGGUACUUGCGGCCCUUUCCAAUGAGCUGCAGGGCGAUAUGGCAGCCUUGGUGGGUCAGCUGAUGGCAUCCGGGAGCCUGACAGCAAACGCGACUUCGGAUCUGGGAACGGCAGCAGCUUUCCAGUUAGUCGGUUCGGGAACAAGCGAAAGCUACACCGCCUUCACCGUGGAGGGCACCCCGGUUGCGACUGUGCUACCCCAAGAGGCAUUCCGAGAGAUGGGCCCCAACAAGGCGCUGGUCCUCACGACCUUGGACGGGCCCGGGAUCGAGGACGUGGACGCGCGCUACUUCUCGGCGGGCUGGAGGGCGCAAACGGAGAGCGGGCGGCCGCUGGAGGCUGCUGCGCCGGUCGUGGAUGUUUCCAUCGUGGACACCGGAACCCUGAUGACCCAAGACGUCGCCGUCGAGGGGGCACUGAUCUAUGUAAGGGUGACAGAGCAAGAGCCACAGGCAAAUUUCAUGUGCGCCUACAUGGCCGGUCCUGACUUCACUGUUUGGUCCACUCAGGGUGUUCGGCUGGCAACGGAAGCAGAGCUGGCUGACUUGGCCUUGCAGAUUGGUUCUUCGAAGCUCUCCGGCACGUGGUGCGCCACGGAGCAUCUUUCCAUCUUCGGGGUUUUCCUGGACAUUUUGUUGGAUUGCACGAAUGCCAACAUGCUGUCCGCGGAGGGGCUGAGUGAGAUCGUCGAACGGGAGGGCUGGUUUUGGCGGCCACCGGCUUUGAUGAUGUGGCUGCUGUUGCUGGGCGCGCUGCUGCUCCUCGUCUUCGGUUGCCUCCAAGAUGCACGGGUGCACAGCUCCGGGUUGUGGCGCGACGAGUUCUUCCUCGCGGACAUGCCCCCAAAGAAAGGAGGCCUCGGAAGCCUCUGUGGGCUGUGUAAACAAGGCUCCGAAAGCCAACAUUCUCAAGACCCUGCCGAAGAACCGAAGAAACAAGGGAUUUCAUCGCAGAGAAGCUGGAGAGCUCAUCUCGAGAAGACCUCAAGCUUUCUUUCAUCAUGGAAGCGCGCUGCCAGCCUUUCCUCCUUACCCGAGGCUCGUCGUCAGCUCCUCCGUGCCCCAACCUUGGCUUUGCGGCUUCGCGAGCGACUCCUUUGCCAGAACACACUCUGGGAAGCGGCCCGAAGGUGUGGCCUGCACUGCAGCUCCAUCGAGAUGCACGUCUGGGGUCAGAAAGGCUGGGUCCAGGGGAGCGUGGCUGCACAGAAGUCGCCACAGCUGAAAGAGCUGGUCAUGGCGCUGGAUGAGGUGCUGCCCCAAGCUUUCCUGACUAUCCACGCUUCUCGUUGGCGCCUGAUCGGGACGGCUCUCCGAACGAUGCACCCAGUCUACGAGCUCUCUUUGUGCGACCUUCACAUGACUUCGACGAAACGAGCCAAGAUCGUUGUGGACUGCAUCCUCGGCUCGCUGUCGUUUGUGGCAUUAUUCUUCUCGGUGGACGGCACAGCUGUGGCCGCCAGGAGUCCAUCGGAAUGUCCCUUGCAACAGGGAACAGUGGUGUGGUACCUGUUCGUAGCUUUCUUCUCCGUGCUGCUGAGCUUUGUUCCCCGCAGUCUAGAGCUUUAUUUUGCUCGCCGCAGCUUCGUGCCAGAGAGCCACGAUCAGGCUCAGCAACUUCGGACAAGACGCCUCAGGGACGCAGGAUUCUGGGUCUUCAGCACGUGCCUUGCGCUCCUCUACCUCCUUGUUAUCAUUGCUUUCCUGGCGAACCUGUCCGAGGCAGACGAGUGGAAGUGGAUGUUUACCUUCUGGGUUGUGCUCCUGCGCAAGCUCUUUAUCGUGCCUGUCUUGGCAUGCCUCGUCUCGGGGCUUGGGAGCAUGGCCGUCGGCACGGCCCCUCGGCCACCCAAGAAGUUCGGCUUGGACUUCUCCUCUCUUGGCGAAGGCGAAGGAGGCGAAGGAGAAGGAGGCCAGAAGAGCGAAGGGCAAGGUGGCGCUUGGUCAGAGAAGGUGCAGGAGCUGGCGGGCAGGGGCCUCACCAUCCGCCAGCUGCUCGAGUUCUAUGCCAUGCUGGGCCGCGAGGUCAUGGAGCACUUCAGCCCAGAAGAGUCGACCACACACGAUGUCGUGCGCCAGGCCAUCAUCCCGCUUUCCCUGCACAUGAAACGGCGCCGCUUCGAGGUGGCCGUCUGUGAGACCGCGGCCUGCAAGAAGGCCCUCGAUGCGCUUCGAAGCACUUCGGCCACUUCGGCCCCUGCCCUGGAGAUCUGCGUGGCAAGGAAGGGCCUUGUCGGUGACAGGGCAGUGAGCUACGCGGUGAUCUGGGACGAGGCCAUCCUGGUGGAGGACCUCUGCCUCGACGACGGCCUGCUCUUCCGUGUCUCCGGUGAGAAGGAGCUCUCCCUAACCGUAGCGGCCACGGAGUUCUGGCAAGGCUUCAAGGGAUCCUUCCGGCUGGACGGCUUGGAGCUGCACGUUACCAUCUUGGUCAAAUCCGACCUGGAUGAGGUCCGAUCCGAGCCGGAGGAGGGUGGCAACCAGGCGUCCGAGACAGAGGAGGUGACGGCGCAGGCACCGGAGGUGAUGCCAAGUUCAUCGAAUGCUCCGCUUCCAGAAUGUUUGAUCUGCGGCUUCGCUGGCACGGACGAAGAGGUGAACGUUAAGAUCCUUGCCGGGGGAGACCUGGUGGACUCUUCGCAUUUCAGCAAAGGACGUGGGGGCGAGGAAGGAGCGUACGGGCAUGCCUAUGCAGCCACUGUGAACAGUGAACCGUGCAUGCCGCUGAAGAUGGUAACGCAUAGCUGGCGCAAUAAGUUUUCCUUCAUCCUUGCGGCCAUCCUCGCUGAUGCCUUGAACAGUGAGAAGUAUGAUCAGAUCGCUCAGCUCCUCGCAGAACGCCAGCUGGGAAAGAUUGUCCGUGCCUUGCAGAAGGCAGGGAAGCUUGACACCGCCUAUUGGAUAUGUGCGUUUUCGGUAAACCAGCACACCGGGAUUUGCGCCACACCGCCAGCAACAGACUCCACGGGCCACGCAAUCACUCCUUGCUGCUGCGCAACACCGAAGCACUUCGAUGGAGACCUAAGCGAGAUGAACAAGUUUGACGAUAUGAUGGCCUACCUCAAGACGUACUUGCGGGGACACGGCCAGGCUCGCCUGGAACAGGUGGUGGCCUUGGAGCAGGACUUCACCUUGCUCACCAGGGUGUGGUGUGUCGCGGAGCUUGUCGAAGCGCACGAGCUCCACUUGCAGCAAGCUUUGAAGAUACAUUCGUCAGCCUCCAGGGAUCAGUGCCUGGAUCGCCUCGUCAGCUUGGAUGUUCGAAAAGCCGAAGCCUCGUUUCCUGCGGACAAGGAGCUAGUGUUGGGGAAGAUCACAGACGUGGAUGGAUUCAAUAAAGACCUUCAACAGCUCAUGCUGCAUCGCCUGGAAGGCUUCUUGCAUGCAGAGCAGGUGAAGACUUUCGCGACCUUGCUUGACGAAGUGGUUCUGGCAGUUAUCAGCGUGGCCAUCUGA
Molecule: messenger RNA, 4926 nt
Organism: Symbiodinium sp. CCMP2592
Lineage: Eukaryota; Dinophyceae; Suessiales; Symbiodiniaceae
Source: the annotation of a GenBank genome assembly